AAAAAAUGACAUGAACUGGACAGCCAGCAGCUGCCAUCAACCUGCCAAUGCAUUCUUCCCAAGAAGAAGACUUAACCUAUCCACUAGAUGGCAGCACUUCACAAGCAGUUCACAAUUUUCAACUGAAUACAAGGUUUUUCCCAAACCUUUUCAAAUACAGACCCUACUAUGGUCAAGGCUUGGCUGUAAAUCUGACCUCGGUCAUCAAACAACCUUUUUAUAGCGCGAAUCCUUUGUUCAUGAAUUACAUAGAUUGUAAAUUUUGCUUAAUAACGUUUAAUUGGUGAAUGAUACAUGAAUAUUAAUAUCUAAGCCUUCGCCAUAGCACGACCUGUGCAUUCAGAAUGAGGACUGCCUGCACCAGCAGUGACAGGUGCAAUAUUUAUCAUCAUGCUGGACUGAUGCUGCUGGAAAUCCGGACUUUGCAUACUAACAGACAGCCACGCGGCGGUGCAGAUGCAUCAUCUUAGUUAAGAAGAAAACACCGAGAUCGUAUUUACUAUAAAUGAUGCUAAGUCGUUUGUGGCGAACAUUUCGACGCUCAUCUUUUCAUUAAAACCACGUAGCUCAGUGUAGUAGUGUCAGAUGUUUUGAGUAAAAAAGGGAAUCGAUUAAGAUUCUUAUAUCAUAAUGCUUGAGAAGAGUAAAUAUAAUUUGGUAGACGACUCGAUAGACCCGAGGAUACCCACAGAUAAUGAAGGGCAAUUCCAGCAUGGACUCUCAUUCGAGGUUAAGUUCAUAGGAAGUCUGGAUAUUGUGCGACCUAAAAGCAGGAUUGAAAUCCUGGCAGCUAUGAGACAAAUACGGUACGAGUUUAAAAGUAAGAACAAUAAGAAGAAGAAAGUCACCCUCAUUGUGUCAGUGGAUGGCGUCAGAGUGAUUUUGCGGAAGAAGAAACAGAAAUAUACCGCUGGAUACAGCUGGGAUGACAGUCAAAUGACACUGGCUCAGGAUCCCAUUUUUAGAAUAUUUUAUGUCUCACAUGACUCACAGGACCUCAAGAUAUUUAGUUACAUAGCGAGAGACAAAAAAAACAACGUGUUCCGCUGCAAUGUCUUCAAAUCAAAGAGAAAGAGCCAGGCCAUGAGGAUAGUACGAACGGUGGGCCAGGCAUUUGAGGUGUGCCAUAAACAAAGUCUAGACAAUGCCGAUGCAUGGCUGGUUAAAGGAGAAGAGGAGAGAAGCAAAGAAGAGCCGCAAGCUUCCAGCGACAGCACUGAGAGAUCAGGCAGUGUGAAAAAUGAUAAGGUCUGUGAAGAUCAAGUGCUGGUCAUGGAGGCUCUCUCAAGCCCUCUGACAGUAAACCAUCAAGUUCAGCUUCUCCAGAGGCAGUUACAGCAGCAGGAACAGAUGAGCCAGGCCGCCUCUGCCCAGGUCAGUCUGCUUCAGCAGCAGCUGUCGGUGGAGACCAGCGCCAGGACCGAGGCUCAGACCAGAGUCCAGCAACUCCUUCAGCAAAACACUGAACUCCUGCAGCAUCUCUCUCUGCUGGUCAAACACGUCCAGGAGCUGGAGCUGCGCACACAAGCACAGAAACGCUCACCUUUGGGAUCACAGGACAGUCUUCUCGAAAUCGCCCUGCGUGCCAACAUGCCACGUGUUCCACGUGACCCCAGUCCCAACCCUCCACCACCACCUCGAGGGGGCUUUCCUCUCUCAAACAGCCUGGUUGGGCUGGAUGCCUUCGGUUUCUUCAAUGAACCUUCAGUCCAAGCGAAGAAAAAGCCAGAGCAGGACCGCGACUCCGGGCAGGGUCAGGAUGAGGAUCACUCUGGAAAUUGCUCUCCUCCAGGGAUCCAGUUUCUCAGCGCAUUGGAGACACCUGGAUUCAGAGAGUCCGGAAUCGCCUCUGGAUACGAGUCCAACACAGAUGAAAGCGAUGAUCGUGACAGCUGGGGCCAGUAAUUGUGUGUUUCUGUGUAUAGCAUACACCAGUUGUCAGUUCACAUUGUAAAUCAGCACAGUUAUGUUGCUCACCACCAGCAAAACUAGUAUAUCCAACACAUGACAUACUGUAUGCUGGUUGCCAGCAUUACUGGUUUUGUUCAGCAGAGGGAGCACUUUGGCUUUGUGGGGUAUUUUUGCAUUGCAGUGUCAUUUGUCAGACAAAAUUGUGCAGUUGUUCAGAAAACAGCUAUCUACAAUAUAACAGUCAGAACACAUCUCUUGCUAUUAUUAUUAUUUUUAUAUAUUCCUGUGUGUGUCCAGGUUGUCUUUAUAAUUUAAAACAAAUCUCACAUGGUUUAAUUUUUAUAAUAGAAUACUUUAAUCAUAUUGACAAAUCCUAUGGCACCAGUUCGUGUAAUGCUGCAUCCACGUCAGUAGGUGUCAGUAUAAAGUUCAAGAUGUCUUGAAAAUUUUUAACAUACAUGCCUUACUAAAAAACAUUACUGGGGUGCAUUUUGAGUCAAAACAAAGGACAUUGAUGUAUUUUAAGAUAUUUCCGUGCAAGUUGUUUUCAGUUUUAACAGCUUUUACAUUCAUUUUAGUCUAGGACUAGUCUAAUCCCUGUCAGGGAAAUCCCCCCUUAAAGAGUUAAACAGUUAAUACAUUUAAUGCACUUUGUUUUUUUCUGAUCAGUAUUAUUGCAUGUGUUUUAUAAUAUUUGAGAUCAGUGCUAUAAGUUGGUGUUUGACAUUUUUAUGUUUUUGUCAGUGUUUUGAUAUGUUGAUAUGUCAGUGAAAUGCUAAAAAGCGAGAAAAAUGACACUUAAUUUAAGCAGCUAAGUGGCUUUAACUGUUACAAACCUAAAAUACUGUUUUUAAGUCAAUUAUUUAUGUCAUAAAGUUGCAUAAUUGUGACCGUCUCUGUGAAAUCCAGGCUAAAGUCUCAUUUAUGUAUAAACUAUUUUGGAGCAUCAAAUUUAUUCAUUACGCAUUGAUUUCAAAUCUUUGACGUGACGUUACUCUGUCAGUAUUAAAGAUAUCAAAGUUAUAUUUUUACAGAAUGUUCUUUACAUUUUGGAUGAUUUUAUGUAGAAAGCACUAAAUCACAAAAAUGACUUCAGGUUGGUUUUCAUAGCCAGGGUCAUAAUUUGUUAAAUGGUAACAUCACAAACAUUACUUUUUUUUACCAAUCAAUCACUUUUUUCCAUGGACAAAAUGUAGCAAGUUAUACUAACACUGUGCUUUUUGUGCUAACAAGCUACUGUAUUGUGACAUUUGUACAAUACUUUCA
Molecule: messenger RNA, 3177 nt
Organism: Paramisgurnus dabryanus
Lineage: Eukaryota; Metazoa; Chordata; Actinopteri; Cypriniformes; Cobitidae
Gene: nos1apb
Product: nitric oxide synthase 1 (neuronal) adaptor protein b
Molecular function (GO): nitric-oxide synthase binding
Source: RefSeq, a predicted model, not a curated record